Molecule: messenger RNA, 921 nt
Organism: Juglans regia (Persian walnut)
Lineage: Eukaryota; Viridiplantae; Streptophyta; Magnoliopsida; Fagales; Juglandaceae
Product: NAC domain-containing protein 90-like
Exons: 3
Coding region: 18-818 (266 amino acids)
Biological process (GO): regulation of DNA-templated transcription
Molecular function (GO): DNA binding
Source: RefSeq, a predicted model, not a curated record
ACUAGAAGCUGUGAAGAAUGGAGGUGCCUCAUCCAGGUUUUAGAUUCUACCCAACCGAAGAGGAGCUGGUUUCCUUCUACCUUCGCAACAUGCUUGAUGGGAAGGGACCAGAUGUGCACCGGAUUAUUCCGGUCAUCGACAUUUGUGACAUGGAACCUUGGCACCUUCCAAAGCUUGCAGGAGAGCUGUGUCAAGCAGACACAGAGCAAUGGUUUUUCUUCACGCCAAGACAGGAGAGAGAAGCUAGGGGAGGAAGACCCAGCAGAACUACAGAUUCUGGGUACUGGAAGGCAACAGGCUCUCCUGGCUACGUGUAUUCAUCGGAAAACCGGGUGAUUGGAGUGAAGAAAACCAUGGUUUUCUACAAGGGGAAGGCUCCUACAGGAAGGAAAACCAAGUGGAAGAUGAAUGAAUACAGAGCCAUUGAAGAAGAGAUCAACCCACAUAGCAGAGUCAUUCCCAAGUUGAGGCAUGAAUUCACUUUGUGCCGAGUUUAUGUGAUCUCGGGAAGCUUCCGCGCAUUUGAUCGGCGCCCGGAAGUGUCAACAAUAAAGACACAGCAUGUCAUUGAUGGGGCUGGGGCUGGGGCUGGGGCUGGGGCUGGGGCUGGGGCUGGGGCUGGGGCUGGGGCUGGGGCUGCAAGUACAUCUCAGAACGCCACAAUGGAGGAAAGAACAAGUUCAUCUGAAACUUCUUAUUCAGGAGGAGACCUUCCUGAUCUCCCAGAGCUUGCAGGAAGUAUUAACUGGGAUAUAAAUGAUGGUUUAGAAUCUCUAUUGGAAUGGGACCAAAUAGAUUGGCUAACCCAAGCCAUGUAAAGAUCUGCAGCCCUGUUGAGCAACACUGAUAUUGUCCCAUUCCAAUAGAGAGCACUAGAAAAGCUUACUUUAGAUCUAAUAUAUUCUUUUUUUCUUUUAUUCA